This is a messenger RNA of Dermatophagoides pteronyssinus (European house dust mite), 466 nucleotides long. RefSeq lists its product as uncharacterized. Lineage: Eukaryota; Metazoa; Arthropoda; Arachnida; Sarcoptiformes; Pyroglyphidae. The record is from RefSeq and is a predicted model, not a curated record.
UUUAGAACAUUUUUGAAGACAAAUUAAUAAUGAUAAUGACAACGGGCUUGAAAUAAAAAAUGAACCCCAAAAUAAUGAUUUGAUUGACAAUGAUGAAGAAGAAAUGAUCAACCGAUAUCAACGACGUCGUCCACGUCGACGAAUUGAUAUCGAACAUUUGAAUCAGGAUUUAGAAGAAUUCCGGAGAUUGAAUUUUAUCGAUUCAGUUCCUAAUGAUAGAAGUGAUGAUGAAUCAUCAAAUGAACAACAAAACAGAGGCCGAAUUCCUUGGCAUUAUCGUAAUGGCCAUGCAAAUGACCAACAUGAAGUCCCAUUUGAUGGGCUGUUUGAUGAAAACAAUAAUCGGGUAGAAAUGCCAGAAACUCAUGAUUCGGUUGAUGAUCUUCUUGAAGAAGAAAUUAUUAACCAAUAUUAGCGACAUAAUUCACGUAAUAUUUAACGGAAUAAAACACAAAAACUUUGUACA